AUGAGUAUCGCGAGCGAUACAUCGCAUCGCAGACAAGACCCUUUAAAAUUGGCUUUGAAUACAUUGAGAAAAGAAAAUUUCGAUUUGAGCGCCACCAGGAUUUGUACCGUCGAAGUUUUUGCUGGUCUCAAAGACAGGGUUUGAAUUUUCUUCCAAUUUUUGCAAUACCGAACUUCCAGCAAAUAGAAGAGCGAUUAUAAAAAUAAUUCUUUUCGAAUAUUUCAUUUAGAUUCGUUUUUAUUCUGAUUUGAUUGCAUGAAUUUCAUGAGAAGUUUGAAAGCUUCUUGAAUUUUCGAAUAUUUUUUUCUUUCAUCGAAGGUGCAACGUUAAUCCGAAGAAUUUGUUUUUAAAAAUAAAAAAAGUGAUUUCAGUAGUUUUUUUUCUAUUCAUCAUCUCUAUAAAAAAAUACCAUUCAAUUUUCAAUCGUUUGACAAACUUUUAAUAGAUACUGACUCUUGAGCUUCAUAGCUUCCUUCACAUUCUCAUUGCUCAAAAUUAAACUUGCAAAGUUAAUAUUGAAAAAAUUCUUUCAGGGUGACUUUAAAGACGUCUGGAAUGUGAUUUGGGGCGCAAGUUGCGAUCAUAAGUCACUUUUCGACGUUGCUAAUUCCUAUUACAAGGUAGGCAAAAUGAUGGGAAAGUCCAAAGAACCUAAAACAUUUUCAAACUACCUUACAAGUCGAAAACGUUUUUUAAGAGCAUUUUCCCUUCUAACCAAGCAAAUUGAAAGGAAUCGAAGUCAUCAGAAAGCUUUUUGCAACGGUCUUCUGAAUUUUUCCUAUGAAAAACAGCUUAAAAUGUUCUUUUCUCGAAAUUCCGCCAAGUUUACGUUCUAAUUUUUCGAUUUUGAGAAGUUUGACGACAUUUCGCUUCUCCGAACCGUUUUGUCGCUAUUGCCACUCGUCGAUUAUGUUGGACUGCCCAGGGCCAACCGUUUUUUUUCCGAAGUCAGAAGAUUUACAUGGAUUGACCGGCUACACGGUGGGAAAUGGGAAAAAGUUUGGCUUUCUGAAUAGAACUUGUGUAAUUUCUCUGGUUUUUCAAGGAACUUCGCCAUUUCGCCUAUGCCGCUGCGAAAAGCUGCUGCACAGAGAAUACCGCCAUUUUUUUCGUCAGUUGGCUCAGACCCAAAGUUUUGGAAGGCAACAGAGAAAAGACGUGUUCGUGAAACCCAAAAAAAGUUGUUAAAGUAAUACAGGUCUGAUCAGUUUUAGGGUUGAGCAGAGCUCAAAAAAAAAUUGGCAUUGAAUGUCAUAGGGAAACGAGAAGAAGUCUAUUUGCAGAAAAAGCUGGAAAAGCUGCAAAACAGCCAUUUACAUCCAAAAAUAGAAUGAAAGGAGUUUCUCCGCUUUUUUGUCACGAAGUUUUGGAAGAGUUCACAGAAAGCUCCAAAAAUUUUCACGCCCAUAUGAUCUUCCUUGCCAGUGAAUAAUUUUCACCGAUUUUUUGACUUGAUAUUUCAAUUUAUCAUGGGAAGUUUGACGUGUAUCAUUUGAACCGCUUCAAAAACUACGUCUGGAACGUUUUGAACGACUCAUGAACUCAAAACUUAGAUAAAUACAUCUCACGAUAAUUAUAAAUUUUAGUUAAUGAAACUAAAACUAAUAAUCCUCCCUUGCAGGUUUUCUUUUUGAAAUCUAUGUGCGGUUCAUCCAUUAUAUUAGAACGUUUCGAAUUUACUCAGAAAAAGCCCAAUGCUUUCUCAGCCAACAGACAGACGCUUGUGCCGCCAGCCUCAUUGAAAGGCAAUAUUAAAUAGUUAUUGGUUUUUCAAAAAAAAAAAACCUGCCUAUAGGCUGAACGACUUCAUACACGUUUUCCCGAAAGACGCCCCGAGGAAUUCGACAGACUAUUCAACAUUUGCAAUGGGCUGCGUGCUGAGUACGGGCCAAAUUUUGAUGGAAAGAACUUCCAAAGGUCCUGAAAUUUUGAAAAUCGCAAAAAAUGUGAAACUCUAACCAGGAAACUGUCUGUAAUGGGAAUCGCGCCAAACAUUUUUGAUAGGGAGUCUUAGAAUAUAGUACAAAACAACUUAGUAAUUCGCCUAGAGGCUCAAAGAAGAGCUGGUCCAAAAUGUGUAGGAAAAGCUUAAAGCUGCUUUUUUGUGUUUCACUGUGAAAUGAUCUUCAUGACAAGAUCUCAGGCAAAGUCGCAAAAAAGGCCGCAAAAAGAGUCAUUUUUAUCACGCCUUCCAUUUAUUUUUCUGGUAUUUUAAAGGCUUGACUCGAUUUUUUUCCACUAUUUCUCGAGCCGCUCGCCGUGAAUCGGCUAUAUUUUUUCUUGCACUUUUCCUUUUCCUUGAUGCUUUUAAUCAUACAAUUAUUCCAGCGGAAACAGUUAACCGCAUUUUCGAUCUUUUCAAAGAUUUGCUCAGCAGAGUCGGGAGGCUGCCUGAUAAAAUCGUCGACGUUGAUGUGGGAAGUUUCUCGAUUUCGUUCAAUAUCCCAGAUUUCAGAUCGCUCUAUGCUGUCUCAGAGUUUUGUUGUACUCGUACGAGUUGAUUAUCUCUCAGAAACCCCUUGGAUCAGCAACUGAUCUCACGGUUUUUUUUAAACAAUGAAAAGUAUCAUGAGCGAAGUCCAUGAAAUCUUUCAGAGAUCAGAGGAUUUCGAAUCCUCUAUUUAUUUAUUUAUCUCACUCGAACACAAAAAUACAGAUACAGAAUAGAAAGUUUUCCAACCUUCCAACCUGUUUUUCUUUUUAGUUGAAACAAAGCACGCUUCUUUUCCUCUUUCUCACGGCUGAAAAAAUGAAACUCGAAAUAUAUAUUGUGCGGGGUGCAGAAUCGAUAGAUUAAAAGAAAAAGAAAUCAGCAAGGAAUCUUAUGAACAUCCCGCCCAAAGCAAGUCAAUAGAUGACCUAGUCCUAGAGGCAGUCAUUUCAAGCCGGACUUCAAAAUCUGAAUAAAAUCAAUUCACUGAGCACCCUGCAUCUUCUCGGACCUCGGUAACGAAAACCGAACGUUUUUGAGCAGUUCUAAGGAUCACUUAAGAGUUCUGACGCUACUAAAGGGGUCACUAGAAAGGCUCCGAAGAGGCCGGUUCGCGUUACCAAGCUCUGCAUUGUAAUAAAUUUUCGGUCGAAUAUCGAAAAUUUGAAAAUUGCUCCAUGUGCGUCUUAUAAUUUUUUUGAAAAUUCAUUUUCAGGACUACUCAAACUUAUUGAAGCCAUUUUUACCAUAUUCGUGGCAUUCGGAGGGAUUUGGAGGCGGUCCAAAAGAUGUGGAAUGCGGGUUCGCACUUUUUUCCUUGCUGUUUUAGUGUUGUGCGUGGCCUUAAACAAAACCGGCCGAAGUUUUGUAAAUGUUCUACAAGUUGAAUAUCAAACUUUUCCAUGACAAAAAUGAGAAUUUCUGGUUUCUCAAAAUUCUAUAGUAACUUAGAUUUCACGAGGAGAAAGGUUUUUCGGUGAAAAUAUUGAGUUAAGAAAGAUUUUCUAUGAUCAAAGCCUGCGCAGAAAUUUUGUAAAAAAAAAAUGUGGCCCAAAUUCCGGGCGUGCCCAGGCCGCUCAGCCCGACGCACGAGUCUGGUAGUUUGAAAAUCUAUCAAGUCUAGAAUAUAACUGAUUCACGGCCAGUUUGGGACGCUAAGGGGGCGUGUCCUGUCUGUGCUCUUCACGAGACAGGCGCUAUCUCGUGCAUUAUCGCGUCAGGACCCUUUUUUGAUGGCUCAAGCCAGCCGUGAAUCAGCUAUACGCUCUAAUGCGCUUUUGAUUUUGAAUCUAAAAAAAAAACGACUGAAAAAAUCUAUGCCAACUUUCCAAAUUGAACAAAGUGGUGUGAAAAAGAAAAAAAUCAGUUUUCCAGAUUAGUUGCUGCGGAGCUUUUCUCGAAAGCCAUCUCCUUCCAUAGAGAACGUAUCAUAGAACGAGGAGACGUCGUCGCUGAUGAUCGCGUUCUUUGGGUUUGAAAAACGCGGAAAACAUGGAAAUUAAAACAAAUUCGGGCAGGCGGCGGUACAAGACCUCCUUCAGCCCCGCCACGCUUGGAGAAACGAUCGGUGUGCCGUUUUUGUUGCGAACUGCUCCGUUCAUCUUCCUGUGGAGGUGCGAUUUUUCAUAGGCAAAGUCGGAAAAGGUGAAAAAGGAUCCUUAAAAAUGCCCCUUUAGGGUGACAAAGGCUCCUUUUUUGCUGCCCUUUUGCGCCAUUUUCUCUGCGCCACUUUUUCUGCCUCUCCCUUUUCCCACCAUUUCUUGAGUCUUUAAAAUCCCAGAAAAAAUGAAGGCUCAAUAAAUGGACUCUCUUUGCUGCCUUUUCGCACCCUCUCCCUUUUAGUGGCCAUUAUCCACCAUUCCGACUUUGCCCGACUUUAUUCUGAUUCCGUUCGAGACAGUUUUUUCAACGAAAAAGGCUACAUGAUGUGGUUUACAUCAAAAAUUUUACAACACUAGGUUUUUGAGCUCUUUUCAAGAAUUUUUCUUGUUAGGAUUGCGAUUUGAUUUCCAUUCCAUUAUACAGAUCGAAACAACAGUUCUUUUUGAUGACUUAUCUUUUUCAUUAUGCUAAGAGCACCGUGGAAAUUUGCUGGAAACUAUUUCAAGCUCAUAAAAACUCUCGUGGCCUUUUAAGAAUCUCCUGUAGGAAUAGUUGGAGAGGACAUUAAAGUUGUCAAAAAAACCACUUCUAUAAAAACCACUGUUUUGGGUCUAGGGGGCCACUUUAGUAGUUUUGGCGGUCCCACUUACUAGUUAGACUUCUGAAGAGCCCCUAAAUUUUAAGCACUUAGGUGGCCAGCGAUUCGACUACUAUAGUUAUCACUAAAACGCCAGAACCCUAUACCUUUUUCAGUAUUUUCAUGAUAUCUUAUGAGCUCGAAGAACAUGUGGCAAGUUCAUUUUUGUAUUGAGGUUGGUUCAGAUUCUUCUGCAUCCUCAAUACUCUCCAUUCAAAAUCGAUCUAAUCGACGCUCUAAUGAAGCAUCUUUGCGAUACGUUUGUUUCUUUUUCAACGCCGAUUCAACAAUAUUUUUCAGAAAUUUCGCAACGCGUCAUUGUACUAUAACGCGUUGCUUCAGUUUUUAUUCGCAGCUCCUGAGCAGAAUAGUGUCAAAACGAGACCUCGGUUUAGAACGACAUUACUUCAAAUAUUCAUAUAUCCACCUGUGAUAUUUUGAAAAAUCCUGAGAACUCUUCUGUUGGUAGAAGAUGGGAACUUUGACCAAGGGAAAAUAGCCUUCAACAAAACUCUCACAGGAAAAGACAAAUUCUUGUUAAUUUUAAAUUUUUUUCGAAAUACCAAGUUUUUUUCUUUUUUUCUUUCAAAUUAUUAAUUUUUUUCCAUCAUCAUUUUUCAUUGAAAAAAAUAGUGGAAAUAAAAAGCGAUAAAGACUUUGAAAACGUUGAAAAAGCCCGCAUUUGAUCAGGAAAUGGGCGCGAUGAUGGUUUUUAAUUACGAGAAUGGAAUACCCACAUCAUUAUCGAUUAAAAAGGCUAGAGUAAAAACAAUCGGCGCCGAAAUCGAGAAAAUGAUGACGAAAGUUUGGAAACCUAGACGGAUGUAUAAUUAUGUGUAAUGGAAAACUUGGUUUUUUUUUUCAAAAAGUGAUACUUUCAUGAAAUUUUUUUGAUUGAAAACUUUUUUGUAAGCUAUAUUAACUUGAUCGAAAUUCCCACCUUUUAACAAAAGAAAACUUUCAAGGAAUCACAGGUUGUAAGUGUAGACCCUUGCAAGGAUGUUAGGAAAGAAUUUUGGGUCCGCGAAUAUUCGUGAGCGUGAAUUGUGCAUACACCAAUCUUGGGGGUUCGAAUCUUGUUAAACGAAUUUUGGAAGUAUUCACCUCAUUUUUUCAUUUUCUAAAAUUUUUUAAUUUUUUCGUGAAUAGAAGUUGAUGAAGAAUGCAAACAGAAGUAAUAAAACCAGAUAGACGUUCUUCAGCGCAUUUUGUCGUUUUUUUGGUCAUUUAUCGAGGUUUUUUUCGUUUCUCUAUUUCAGUAAAAAAACUCCCUUCUGUUUGCAUGUUUUAUCAAAUUCUGUUUACAAAAAAAUGGUAAAUUUUUUUCUAAAAGGAGUUUUGCAAGAUUCAAAUGUUCAAAGAUUCGAGCCCCCAAGACUGGUGUGUGCACAAUUCACGCUCAAGAAUAUUUGCGACCAUAACAUCCUUGGAAGUAUUUCAACACAGGAAGCUUACAUCAAAUGUCUCUUUGUUACUUAUCAAUUUUUUUGUUUCCACUUGUUAUCUAAAAAAAAGCGAUUAAGAUAAAUACAAAGAAUCGGUGAGACGAAUCAUUUCUCUCUGUUUCGAGGAACAGUGUCGACUAGAAGAAUAUCUGGGCAAAGGUUUAGUUCGAAUCAUGGACAACGAAGACUACUGUCAUAUGAUUUGUUAGCUUUGAAAUUUUUUUUGUUUGCAUUAAUCAAUCUGCUACAGUUUCCACGAUUCGUCGAGCGAUGAACGGAGCGCCUGAGAAAGUGAAUUACUUUCUGAAAGUUUUUGGAACGAUCAGCCAUUCGAUUACUGAAACCCUUUUCUGUUCGAACUUGAGGGUCUGUUGGGAAUGUCUAACUUUAAAGAUUUUCAAAUGAGUGUGCCAGUGAACAACUUGAGGAACAGUUUAAAUAGGGAACGUUUUUUUACCCCCAGUUGAACCUUCGAUGAAACUUCGCUGAAGUGUAUUUGAGGCCCUCCAGAUUGCAGAAAAAAAAAUUUUUGCAAUAGAUCCUGUUUCCGGGUUAUGAAGCUUCAAAGUCGGCGAAAUAAGCAAACGAUGACAAAAAAAAAACGCUACUUACGGCGUUCUUUCGACGACGCCACGCCCACCUUUUCUCCGUAAAAUGUCGUGUGUCGUGUGCAUGCACUGCGCCGCUUUCUCGCAGAAAAUCGCGUUUAUGUAGACAAAUUUUGAUUCGUCUUGAAGACCUCUGGCAGUACGGCGGCCUGCGCCUUUAAUAUUCCCUGUUAUUUUCGUUCUUAGAGCCGAACUUUGACGUUCCCAUGACGUCACGUGGGAACGGCGGAUAUUUCGGCUCCGCCCACUGUGUUUUAGGUUUCGCAUUUUCUUCCACUAACAAAAUCGCCGGAUAUUUCAAGCUUCUGACUCGAAAUCAUCUUAACUCAAAAACAAGAGCAUUUUUUUCUUGUUCUGCAAUCAGGAGGUCCUAAAGUACAGCGAAGUUUCAUCAAAAUUUCAACGAGAGGUUAAAAAACGUCCCCUAGUUAGGAGGAGGGAUGUUCAGAUUGCUAAAAACGAUAAUUCGGAAGUUUUUCUAACUAUGAAAAUCAGUAAACUUACUAGUUCUAUUUUUUAAAGUGAAAAGCUCGUCCAAAUUUCAAUAUUGGCUCCAGAAGUGUCUGGAAAAUUCCGAAAUUCUGUUCCAUAUUUUUGAAAAAUAGUCAUUAUCAUGCCGACCAAAAAGCUAUGAUUUUCGAAAGCAAUGGAAAACCUGAUCACAAAAAAAAAAUGUGUUUAGAGAUACGGUGGGAGCUUAAAAAACGAGGACUAUUAAAAGUUACAAGUAUUUCCUCAAACACUUCUUAAAAAACAUAUUUUUCGUUUUUUUAUUGCUGCUUAAGGCAACUUUUCAAAAUUGACAUAAUCUUUCUCUUUUUUUUAAAUUACAUUUUCCGUUUAUAGGUCAUCCGAGAGAAUCUGGUUUCCGCGAAAAAGUGCAUUGCAUACAAUUCAAAUGAUUGCCAGUUCUAUCUAUUAAUAAUGCUGUAAGUCUUCUUUUCUUUCUUUUUUUGGAAAGUAAUGUCGGUUUAGAACAAUCUUGAAAAGAAACAGCAAAUUUCUGCGCCAUGCUCGUUUCAAUAUUGUGUUUAAUAUGUGUGUGUCAGUGAUUUGUUGGGCUUCCGAGUGAGUUGAAAUAACCUUCAUCGUUUUUCAAAUCAAGUCUCUCCAGCGAAACCGUGCGAAGCGAGUCUGUGGAGGAAACAGUUCUCGAAAUCGUCCACGAAAUGAUAAGUUUGUACAGCGAGCUCAUCAAAACGCGCUUCAAAUCGGGAGAACUUUUCGAGAGAAGAUCCUGGGUCAAAGGAAUUCUGCGCUCGGCUUCUCUGAACCAAGUCCGUUGCUUUAUAUUAUCUCAAUCGGUAAAGUAACAAGGAUAAUCAAAUGAUAAGCAACACGGAGGGAAUCUGAAAUGUUCGGGGAGAAGUUAGGGCGCUUUUGAUAAGCCGAUUUGUUGAUUCCUCCGAGGGACUCUUCAAAAAUUGGCACUCAGGCGAAAAUUGAGAAGCUUUCGGUCCGUCGGAAGACGUUUAGAAGGUUUCCAGCAAGUGGUCAAACGCCUUCGACAUAGCUCCUCUUCCAGAAGCCUGCUCGAAGGCUUCUGGAAGAGAAAAGAAGUUGAAGAAAAUCCUAAAAAUUCAUGAAAUAGGCUUUUUUGAGCCUUAUUUCUCAAAAACUAACGAAGUUGUGCGGGUUGAGACUUUCAGAAUCUUAUUCUGGUACAUCAAGAAGUGUUUUGGCCAAUUUUCUAGAAAUUUACAACCGCAAAGCAAAAUGACCUUCCCUGUGAGAACUGACAUGACACUGAAUGAUUUGUACCAAAAAAUGUUACCACUUGUUCUUUUUAACAAGGAUGCUGCCAAAGAAGGGUGGAGUAUUUUGAUGACAAUUUGCUGCGAAGUGAUCUCAGGUCUAUCAACAUUGAACUCCCCGUUUCAAAUUUAUUUUCACGAAAACACGACGCCGGAAAGCUUACUACCUAACGCACGUCUUGCCUCGUGAAUAAGGAAUUUUGAAACGCCGAUCCUCGAAAGCGCAGUUUCGGUUUUCGGUAACGAGAACGUCCGAAAAAUAACCGCCUUUGUCGAGCUAAAGUCCAAUCGUGUAGUUGAUCAAGUCGAAAACAUGGUCUUACGGUCUUUCAACUUGUUUUUGUGCGCAUGUCCAUUUGAUUGCUCCUUGACGAGCUCAGAAUGUAGCGGAGGAUGUAGCUGCAGCCGGAGGCCGUGAUUCAGGUGGAAGCCUCGAAAUAAAACAGCUACUUGGAGUGAAGACUUUACACGGAAUACCUCUCAGCAAAUUUCCAUCAAAUUCUCAAGCCUCGACCUUUUGUUGGCAGUAUUUCCCGCUACGCUCCAUGGUCAUCUCGAGUUUUUUUUUUCAGAGAAACACGGCCGCUCUGGAACCGUUCAUCGACGACCCGACCGUUCUAAAGGUAGUCGGAACAUUUCAGCUCCUUUAUCCUAUGUUCGAACUUCCCUUUUCAGUCGUUCUUCCAAUGUUGCAGUCUGGUGGAGUUGAAGCUUUUGCUAGACGCUGUUGACGUGUCACAGCGUUUGGAAGUCAAAAAGGCGUUUUUUGAAGCCGCUACCUAUUCGAUCAUCUGCGGAGUUUUCAUUGGUGACUAAGCAUUUUUCUAAUCGAGCUUAGUUAGUUGAUGGAUAGUCAGUAGAGUGGCGUUUGACGAGAAGGAGGCGAUAGCCGUAGCGAGAUCUGAAUUUUUGCAAAUUCUGUUCAACUGCUGGCCGGAUGAAGUGAGCGAUUGUUGGCUGCAAUGUUUCAUCAACACCAUUUGAAGCCGUGUGCUCUUGAGAAAAAAGUUGACCAUAACGCGGACUGGGUGAUCGCAUCGCGGUGUUUUCGAAUCGGUUCGUUUUUUUUUUGCUCGAAAAAUAUGUUUUUCCAUAUCUUCAUUGAGACUUGAAGACGUACAUCGGCUGGAUCCCACCCCAGCCUUUUGCAAAUAUGGACUGAGGUAGGGCCGCACCCCGGGGUGGGAUCCAGCCAACGUAUGCUUAAAGAGUAUGGAAAAACGGAGGGCAACUAUGGGGCGGUGGUAAAAACUUUUUGGCGUUUUGAGACAUGUUCUUUUGCUCACUAGAGAACUGCUCGGGCUCGAGGACCCUUAUCAAGUUGAAACUUUGGUUAUAAGCCUGGGUAUGAGCGCUUAGAUACAACAGAGACUAUCUACCUAACCCUAUAGGCUUCUGAAGAGAAGAUCCUCGAAGAAAGAGUCCUGUACGCGCCUGCGCCUUCCUGUCCUAUCGAGGGGGCCUGGUGCAGUGGCUCGGCUCUCAAAACCCUUCUUAAGUCAGAAAUUGAUGAAGAGACACAUUUUUCUUGAUUCAACUGCUUCUUAAAAAUUAUUGAGCAGAGAAAAACCGUCAUUUUCAAAACAACUACGAUGUCAGCCACCUUUUUUUUCUAGAUCUCGUGGAAAUUUUUACUGGUUGCCUUUGAAAAUAAGAAACUUCUAAAUUUUUCCGAAUUUUGCAACACGGCCUUUUACGACGACGCUUCGUCUAUUUUUUUUCUCCGUAAAGUGUCGUGUGUCGUAUGCAUGCACUGCGCCGCUUUCCCGCAAAAAAGUUACGUUUAUGUAAUAGAAAUUCGAUUCGACUCGAAGACCUCUGAAAAUGGGGCUGCCUGCGCCUUUAAUACGCCCUAUUAUUUGCGCUCUUCGAGCUGAAAUCUCUGCUGUUCUAAUGACGUCACGCGGGAACGGCGUAGGCUUUGACUCCGCUUACCGUGUUUUUGGUUUAGCAUUUUCUUGCACUAAAAAAAACGUGUGUUCGGCAAGAAUUGAACCUUCUCAAAAAGUCAAUGAUGAGACUGGCCCUCAAGACACUGCGCCAUUCUUUCGUAAGGGCUCAUCAAAAAUAGUGCUCGUUUCAGUCGUUUAUAAUUUUCGUCAAAGUGUCUGACUAGGGAACUACUCGGACUCGGGUACGCGUUUCGAGUUGGAUCUUUGGUGGCUUAUAGACCCGGGUAAGAGUACUUGGAAACAAGAGAGAUUAUCUCCAAAACCCCAUAGCCUUUGAGAAAAAAGCUUUUUGAAAAUGUACUGUUCAGGCUUGAAAAUUAUCAAACUUUUGCUUUCCUCCUUCUUUUGGCUGGAAAAAAGUUUUUUAGAAUGUAUAAUAGCCGGAUCAUCCAAGAAGAUUGUAUUAAAAUAUAAAAUAUGGCAAAAAUCUGUAUUCUGAAAAAUUUCAAGCCUAAUUUUCACAUUUUCUACUAAAAUUUUUUCUCAGUUCUCUAUCGGGUUUAGCAGAUAUUCUCUCUUGUUUUCAAGUAUUCUGACUUGGGUCUAUAAACCACUAAAAAUUCAACCCGAUCCGCGAUUACGAGUUCGCGUAGUUUCCUAGUGAGGGAAAUAAAUAUUUGAGCCGCCUCGGUGAGAGGAGGUUCUAGUGUGUACAGGACUCUUCCUCGGUUUCUUGGAGAAGCUUUUUUCUCAGAAGCCUAUGUGAUUUGGUAGAUAACCUCACUUGAAUCUAAGAGAUCUUACCCAGGUCGGCAAGCCACCAAAGUUUCAACUCGAUCCGCAUCCCCGAGCCAGAGUAGUUCCCUGGUAAGUUGAACACGCGACGAAUUUGCUAGCGUGCUUUGAAAAAAAAAAUCAUUGAAAUAUUAACUCUGCGUUUUUUGUACUGUUCACUCACCCGGCUUAUUUUCUACAUCUCAGAUACCCUUCAAUUGACAAGUCUCCAUGUUUUACGAGAUUACCUCCAGAUGACCGUUUUUGGACAAACGAUUGUGAACGAAGUAAGAUGGAAAAGGUUCAACAUACAUUUGUCAUUUUCUUUGUUUUUUUUUGUGUAGCGGUUGCUGUUUUCUCUACUUUCUCUUAACGACUCCACGAUGAUGAAUCAUUUGAAAGAACUGCUUCCUUGGGUUGUCAAUGAAUAUUUGAGGGUGAAAAGUACUACCCAAGUGUUCAAUCUUCUGGUUUUACUCGCUGUAAGUCUGAGAAAUAGAAACUAUUGACAAUUUCUUCCAGGAAUCUUUCUCUUCUAUUGCAUACCCGCGAAAAAUUCUGAAAAACGUGUUCUGCGAAGUGUUCCGCAAGCCCGAUGUUAAAAAUCGAGUGAGUACUCAGUUAAUAUUUACUGGUUUUGUAUGGUUGCAUGAUAAAUGGCUAAGCGAGUCCGCGUAGUUCUCUAGUGACACAGGCAAAGCCCAAACGACCUCAAAAAGGCCUUGAAAAAAAGAGCCUAGAUCUCCUUUUUAAGGUCCUGAAAUGUUGUCAAAAGUUUCUCGGAAUCUCCUUUUUUCCCUCUUCUUUUUUUUUUAAACCUCCUUGUUGUGCCCUCAGGUAGAGAACGCGAAGUUGUAGUUGGACUUUAUUGGUGAACUAACAAGAACAAACAACGGGGUUUGAAUAGACUCAGGGGAGAGAUCUGGAAGACUGUGGAAUGUUUCAGAAAAAAGGUGAAGUUUAGAGGGUACAUAAGGAAAGGAGUAUGAGGGAGCAUUCCAUAGGCUUGGAGAUCUUUCUCGAAGGUUAAAGAACAUUCUGGAACGAUUUGGAACCUUCUAGAAAGUUAUGGAAUUUUCUAGAAGGGAAGUAAUACAAUUGAUCCCUAUGACGUAAUACAACCGUAACUCUAAUGUUGGCCAGUAUCACCCGUUGAGCUAAUACAUCAUAAUUUUGCGAAACUCUACAGGUGCUACUGCCGAUCACCCGGUGUUUUUUUUUUAAUAUUCUGGGUGAUCGCCUGGGCCUGAACGGGGGCUCGGCGCAUGAAUUUUGCUUUGGCGUAUAUCCGCUGGGCUUGAAGAGGGCCUAUUCGCGGCUAAAAAUUGCAUUUUGGGUGCUCGGCUGGGGAUAAACGGAUGAUCGGCGGUAGCACCCGUGUGUGCUACUCAUCAUCAUGCGAGAAAAAGUCUAAAAAAUGAUAGAAUAUUCAGAACAAGCCUAAUAUAAGCGUGAUUCUCCAACACUUUUUAACAGGUCCUAUUCAGAAAAACGUCUAGAAAAAAUUCUUCCUUGAGGCUUUUUCAUUUUUACCUUUUGGACUUAGCUCCUGUGAGGUAGGGAGCGCCGCUCGUUCACGUUAUCACAAUUGACGUCUUUCUUGUACCCUAAAUUGUCCCCUUUUUCUGUUUAAUUUUGAAAUAAGGAUGUUCCAUCUUUCUUUUUAAAACUAUUUGGAAACUGUUUUUUGGAAUCAGAAGAAAGUAGACCGAGAGAUUUUUUAGUAUGAAGGAUGGUAGGAAGGAAUUUUGGGUCCACGAAUAUUCGUGAGCGUUAAUUGUGCAUACACCAAUCUUGGGGGGCUUAAAUCUUUGCAAAUUUGAAUCUUGGAAAGCGAUUUUUGGAAAUAUUCACCUCUUUUCUGAUUUUCUUUUUUUUUUGGUAUAAUUUUUCCAAUAUUCUCGUAAACAGAAGUUGAUGAAAAUUGUAUACAGAGAAAAUGAAAGCGUGGUAGGCGUUCUGCUUCGAAUCUUUAACUACGUGUAUGCGAGAAAGACGAAUUAUUUAAUAAAAAUUUAGUUGAAAACAAUCAUACAGUGUUUAUUUGUGGUCGAAACACAUCAUCUUCACAAUGAAACGACAAAGGAAAAAAAUGUAGGAAAAAAAAGAUGGAAAUUUAAAAAAGAGGGGGAUGCUCCCAAGAACCGUUUGCAAAGAUUCGAGCCUCGAAGAUUGGUGUAUGCACAAUUAACGCUCACGAAUAUUUGGGGACCCAAGAUUCCUUCCUACCAUCGUAUGAAGCCAUCUCUAAAUCGCGACCAUAUGAAGCCUCAGUGAUUCCUUAACAAUUUAUAAUGGCAUAUUUUUACAGGACGUCGUGGAUUUGUUCUCUAAUGAGCUCUUUUUGAGUAGAAUCGAUGGCUUAUCUUUUCUCAAAGAAGCAUUCGUUCAUUAUUUGCAUUUACCAGCCGUUUCGAACUGUUUCGAUGCAAUGAUUGAAGCGGAGGCUUCAAAUCUUUUUUUUUUUUUAAAGAAAGAGUUUCAGUACAUGCGACGAAAGCGUCCUCAUCAUUUCGAAAAAAACUCCGCCCUUUUGUGCUGAUAGAAAAUUUGAUGGAACUCGACUGUGAUAUACCGUCCAGGUGAAAAUUUGAAUAAUAGUAUACUCACUGUACGUGACGAUUUUCAGACAAGCUUCAGAAGUUGACAAACAAGCGAGCGAAUUUAUUAUCAGUUUUUACGAAAUUCUAAGUGGAUUUGAUGAAUUUUGUAUACUGCGAUGGCUAUCUAUUGCUGUAGAAAUGAACUUCUGGGUUUAUUGCCUCCUCUUGUUUUAUUUUUUUUGCAUGCUGAACUUUUUUAUCCAAAGUUUUAAAUAUAUAAUUUUUUUUUCAGAGUCAGUCGAAAAUAAGGUUGUUUGAAAUUUCGAUCUCUCAACUCUGGGAAAGGAAGGAAUGCGCAGUACGUUUGGUUCAGGAAAAAGUCUUCGAACUAUUUUCAAUACAGAGUCGUUUUCUUGGAUUCAUUAGAAGACAUCGAUUCACUGAUGUGAUUAAAAAAAAGGCAAUCCGCACUUUUCUGUCUCGUCGCCUAGAGCAGAUGCCAGAACGAGAAUUGAUUCGUGCGAUCGAGACUAACACGUUGAACGGCUUCGCCAGAGAUUUUUUCGUUCGUUUUCCAUUUUCAAUUUUACAUAGGCAACUUCGAGCAGAACAUUUUUCAAAUUCCAAAUAAGUUUGUUGUUUGAAUUUCGAAAAUGAAAAAAAAGGUUUCAAACAGCUCACCAAAUCCUUAGAAAGAAGGGCCUAAAGCUCAUUUUUGAUUCCAAAAAUGGUGUCAAAAGUUUCUCGGAAUCUCCUUUUUUCCGCCUUUUUUCCGUCUUCUUUUUCAUACCUCCAAAGGGCAGUAAAAAGCGGCGUUUCAGUCCAAAGCAGUACUUGUAGAGUCUUUCAUUGCGAAUCGAACGGUGAACUUGAAAACAUACAGAGUUACUAGUUUUAGAGAAAAAAUAAUUCAAAGUCGGAGAGAGGAAAGCUUGAGUUCCCGCGAAAAGGGCGCUUUGCAGCAAAGUUGCUCUAUGGACAAAAGGCUUCGCCAUUUUUCGGACUCGGACAUUGGUAACGCGAAACGGACGUGCUCCGGACGUUUCUGGGCGAUUCAAGAGAUCACUUAAGAGCGUUAAGGCUACUAAAGUGGUCACUAGAAAUGCCCCGACACGUCCGAUUCGCGUCCCGUUCGCGUUACCAAGGUCCGAGGAUUUUCGCUUUUUUCUUCGUUUCUUUCAAAUUUCAAUUUUUCUGCUGUCACCAAAGUUCUUUUCGUCACGAGCCUUUAAAUUCCCUUUUUCUGCGGAUAUCCGUUUAUUUGAUAGCUGAAACUUUUUUUUUGAUUUGAAGCAGAUAUCCGGUUAUUUCUCACAAAAGGCGAGUCUAAUGAGACGUCCGCAACAUCGCGUGCACGGCUACUGUUAACAGUACACCGAUCCAAAUCAUUUUUCAAAAUUAAUGGCGUGUUCAUCGGAGAAACGGAACAUGCUUCAAAACGAAAAAUCGUGUUCAUCGGCGCUCCAAAACAGUACUAAUUUUUGUUUUGGAGCAAUUUUCUUGCGUUUCGAAGCAAUUUUCGUUUUGUCCGAUGAACACGCCAUAAAGGCGCGAAAGUAAAAUCGCGUUUUUCUUCAAAAGUAGUCACGUCUGUAAUUUUUUUGAGUACACCAUUCGAUUCGCACUGGAAACAUUUCCAAAUUGCUUUUUUUCAUUAAUUAAAAAUGAUUUUCAUGAAAACACACAUUUUCAAGGUUGUAGCCCCUAUCCCUUCAAAGUGAUUUUGUGGAGCGAGUGAUAUCUUUCUUUCUAAAAGUUUACAGAGGAACCGGAAAGUAAAUUUUCAAAAGCUUCAUUUUUGUAUUCCUCUUUCUGUUUGAUUUCAUACAAAGACCUAUCUGAAUUUGCAAUUUAAGGACCUCGUUUCUACUGUUUUUCGAUUCUCUACGAUCCCCAGCCUAGAAUUCAACGAACUGUUCAAGAUCUUUUUCUCAGUUUUGGAUGUGUUGAAAAGCGAAGCCGUCGGAAAUUCGUUCAUUAACAGUUUUGUGAACAACUUCUGCUUCAUUACUUCGAGAUAUAUAAUUAGGUAUGGAAUAUUAAUGUUCUACCAAAAUCAAGGUGUUCAGACAUGGGGCCUCCAGCUUAUUUAGAUCUUGCAAAGCGAUUUGGAAAAUUUGCCAAAAAACUACUCAUGUCGACUCUUUUAUACGGUAAGCCUUGAGAAAUCAAAAGCGGUCGCUUUAGGGAUUUCUAUUUGAUUUCGCUCCAAAAUUUCAACCAUGGGGGCACUCUAAAAAAAAAUUAUAAACAAUAAUACAAAAUUUUUGGAACAAAGCUAAUUUCAAAAGAAAACAACGUUUUUCCACUGGCCAUUUCUCGAAACCGAGGUAUCCCUCAAAUGGCUUAUUCCAAUUUCUUCUUUUCGAACAUCUUAUAAAUUGUUUUGAGAUGGCAAGUUUGCGAGAAAGUCGUUUGCGCAGCUCUGAGAAGCUCUGAAUAUUGGGAUUGUCAAAGAUCCUUUGCCUUAUAUAAGUUCGUGAUGGAGAUCACUGACUACAUCAACACUUUGGACAAAAAGGUUUUUAGCGGAAAAAAAGAAAAUCAGGUCCUGGACAGAGCGAGGAGAGUACGAGUCUGGUCUCUCUAAGUUUACCGUGCUCUCUAAACUGAUGCAAGCGCAAUAGCCUUCCGUUUUCUUUUUUCGAUAUAUGCGCGCUGGCAUGCCCUGAAAAGGGAGGUCAUUUUACUUGGCGGUUUGGAAUUUUCUACAAGUUUGCUCAAACUCUCUCUUUCUCUGAACGUCUAGAUGAAAAUCCAUCAUAGUCGCUACCUGCGCGAACUUCUAGUUUUUGAGAUAUGAUUUUUCAAAGUUGCGAAAAAUGGGUUUUAGGCCUGACUUUUCGAGCUUCAAAAUUAAUUAUCUUAAAAACUAGAAGUUUUCGCGAGUUGCAACUUAGAUGGAUAUAUGUAAACCUUUAGAGAUUACUCAAGCGAAUUUAUAGAAAAUUCCGAGUCGAAAGUUGAAAUGACGAAUAUUACCUCUUUAGGUUUAAAAAAUGGGUCAUCUUUAAUACUUUUUCAGUUUGUCCUGAUGGAAGAGCUCAUAUGGAUCAGUCCGACGAACAUUUUGCUCCAAAUGGUUCCAUUCGAUGUGAGUUUGAGCUGAGAAAAUCAUUUUAAGUCUUUCCAUUUUCAGGCCUAUCCAUGCUUCUUUGGUGUGAAUGCUUCGAGCGGUUGUUCCUGUGCGAUUUGUAAAAAUCCGAUUUUUCGCAAAGCCUGGGCGGGCAUGAGGCAGCCUAUCAGUUGGGGCACACGUUGAUUCUUCGAAAAUACGAUUUUUGUCAGUUUUGCUAUGUCGCAAAAUGCAGUCGUCGUGGUCUCGUCAAGUUGGAAUCAGAUGCGAUGGCUUGGCGGCGGCGGUGAUGGCGGCCUCCCUUCCGAUGACCAUCUCCAGAAUAAUGUCACGUAACACAAUGUAUCUGCGCUCCGGCCUUCCCAAGAACUGGAAGGAUAUCGUUCCCUCAGUGGCCUGGAAACAUAUCUUUCACUUCACAGGUUUGUAAUUGGCCUUGUAGUUCCACUAGCAACUUUCUUUGUUCGUUUUUGGGGCAAUCUCUCAUCCUCCUCUCAACAAGGAAGGUCAUUCAACCUUAAGGGCUGGGAUUUUUCUGAUAAUUAGCCAGAUAAUUCCUUGAUGUUUCAAAUUAAGUUCCUGAAACAUGCACAAACUCUUAGUUUUCCAGAAAUGAGUGCUCAAAGCCCAAAAAUAGCUAAUUUAAACAGGGGGUUCAAUAAAAGCUCUUAGAACUCCAUCUAGUACCUCAACGAGUGCUCUAGGGGCUUUUUUUUUGGAAAAGCUUUUUUUUAGAAAAAGAUUUUUCGCCAGCUGUUCAAAGGAUCAUAGACUUUUAUGGAAGUAGACUUUUCAGAGAUGUGUUGCUGUCCAUGACGCUCCAACAUCGUUUGAAACUGAUUUCGUGACCAGCGAAAAAGCACAAGUGAGAAUGUCGCCAAGAUUUCAUGGAAGAACUUUAUAAAGCGGUUUGAGGAAACUUAUGCUGCGCCUGAAGAUGAAUCGAAGUUGGUUUUUACGGAGAAAUUGAGGAUGAGUUUCGUCGAAGAAGCCAUAUCUUUCAUUGAAGAUGCCCAUCAGGCUCGAAAUCUAGAGUUUUUCUUUUUUCUAUAUAAAAUUGAUUUUAGGAUAAUCUUGAAUGGCCAGAGUCGACUUUUGAAGUACUUGAAACCGAAACUCCUGAUGGAAACGGCUCUGGUCGCAGUUCGAAUGCUCGAUAUCUGGUUCUUGAUAUCCUGACGAACUUGAGAAGUGUAUGAAUUGUUUUUUCCAUGCUAUAAUGUGACUUAUUCAUCAAACAUUCUUGGAAGCUUCGUUUUCCAACUCUUUUCAUUGCUCAUAUUAUGAGAAUCAUAUCUCAAACCGUUCUGAAACUAGAAUUAGACUUUUUAAAAAAUAUAUUUUCCAAAAAAAAGCUUGCACAUUCCAAAAUUUCGUCAUUUUCCCAUAAUUCAUCUUUGAGAGGUUUUUAUUGAUACCUUAUAUAGUUUUUUUUUUCAUUUUUUAUUUUCCUCCCUUAAGUUUUUACUAGAUUCUUGAGAUAACUAAGACUUUUUUUCUCCUGUGAAGUUUGAGGAAAGGGAAGGAAUAUUAGUCGGUAAAACAAUAAUUUUGAGAUAAUGAAUCAUGCUUUUUUUAUGUACUUGUAAUACCGAAAGUCAGAUUUAUUUCACCAAGAGACAAUUUGUGGAAAAAUAAUUCAGAACGUUGUCCUAAUCGGAAAAAUUUGCGAUGAAGAGCAAAAAUUUAAAAUUGAAAAAAAGUACGGGAGUUGUUAUAGUCGAUUAAUGACUAGCUUAGAACCUGUCUGCGCUCUCCACCAAUUAGUCACUGUCUCUCUUCUUAUCGUGUCAGGACCCAUUUUGCGAUGGCUCAAGUCAGCCGCGAAUCAGCCAUAUCCGCCCAUAAUAUUUCCUAAAAAAUUAUAUCUUUAGAGGAGGAAUAUAAGCGACCGAUUGGCGAUCGCAGUGUUGAAUGCGUCCGUACACAUUUAUCACGAUUGCUUACGCCAAGGAAAUCCCGAGGAAAAGAACAUAUUGCCGUCCGCCUCCUUGAAAGGCUUGGAGGCUUUUUCUCGGUGGAGCGAAACACAGGUUUGCAAAUAAACUCAUCGAAACAGUCGAAAAGACUCCCAGAAGAGCCAGAGAACAAAAAUAAAUUUGAAGCUUUGAAAAAUCCCACCGCUGUUUCUUUUUGAACUAAUAAAAAAUUUCUACAGCUCAUCGAGAUCCCCAAAGAAACCCAAGAAGCUGUGGAGGAAAUGCUGAAGAAUUGCAGCAUUUAUUCUUUUCCUUUCAAGGUGACAAAAACAAGGUAA
Caenorhabditis auriculariae is the source of this 19019-nucleotide messenger RNA. Lineage: Eukaryota; Metazoa; Nematoda; Chromadorea; Rhabditida; Rhabditidae. The record is from the annotation of a GenBank genome assembly.